UUUUCUAAAUCUACUUUUACAAAUCACUUGCAGGAGCACUAAAAGUGUUAAGUAGCGUUUAAAAUGUACAGAGGAAGUUGAAUUUUGACUAAUACUAUUCUAAGUUUAGUGAAUGAGUUUGUUUAUUUAUUGAGGUUAUGUUGCACUCACCGGUCCUCAGUUGUAGCGCCGCCGGAAAUGGAGAAAUCCGGAGGAAAAUUUGUUUUAGAAUGGGAAACGCACUCUAAACAGAUCUCUAAAGGUUUGUGCAUGUUGAUGGAAAGACAGUGUUUGGUUGAUAUAGCUGUGUGCUGUGGGAGUAACACAUUGCAUGCUCAUAAAUGUGUCCUGGCAGCAAGCAGUAGUUAUUUUAAAGAACACCUUGAAAACAAAGCUAUUGAACAGGUGGUAAUAAAUGGUUUAGAUUUUGCAGUGAUGAAAUCCUUGAUUGAGUUCAUGUAUUGUGGAGAAUGCUCUUUUUCUGAAGACCAUCUGAAGCAUUUUAUUGCAGCAGUAAAAUUUUUUAAGAUUGUUGCACUGGAAAAUGUUUUUGCUGAGAAUGAAUAUCAGAAUGUUGCAGCUGACGAAGUGUGCAUUCCUCCUCCGCAAUUUAUAUGCAAACCCCCAAAGUACCCAACCGUUUACAAACCUUUUACCAGCGCGUCCUUGCCUCCAAAAAUAAAUUACGCCCUAAGCAAUGCGUACAGCCAGCAUAAAUUCAAGCGAAAAUGCCUUGGGAGCGAAGCUGAAAAAGCUUGUGCCAAAGAGGCCCAGGCGAGUCGGGUCGCUUUGGCUAAUUUGCGAAAAGUAAUGGCUAGCACACCGCAAGUUCAUUCUUUCAUUGUAGAGGAGUCAUUCAAUGAAACAACAGUCGAGAAUUUCAUCCCAAACGUAGAAGAAAAUUACGUCGAAAAUAUCCAUGAGGUGCAGUUCGUUAAUGGGAAUUCGCCUCAAGUGGCCACAAAUGGCAAAUCCCUUAGUGUGAUCCCGGUUUCCAGCACUCAGGGUCUAACAACCGAUAAAAUCAAACAUAUUUUGGGGAAUGAUAAGGUGGAAAUUAUGUUCCAAACAAGCGACGGAAAUUUCGUGAACCUUUCCGAUGAGGUGUUGCUGAACUUAUCCAAGGGCGGCAUCCAAUAUCAGGUUGUGGAUGAAAACGGCCACAUCGGGGAAGUUCAGGAAUUGAAGACUCUCGACAACGCCAGCAUCCCUAAUAAAGCCGCCAACAUGGAAUCAUUCCACGAUGAUUCCAGUUUAAAAAGAGAGGAAAAUUUUGAUUUGCAGAUUGUGAAAAACCCAGAAGAAAUCGAUAAACUCGCGAAGGCUAUACCAGAGGAGUACAUUGAUCCCAGCUUUUCCAGCGCUGCUUGCAACAAAAAUAAUAUCGAGACGUUACAGUUACACGAAGGUUUCAGUGAAGACAUUUACGAGAACAGCUUCCACAUGCAAAGCUCCGAAAUUUUCGAACCUGAAAAUCUGAGCAUGCAUUCCGACUUGAUGGAGCACAAUCCGAUGGAAUUCGCUACUGUCAAUGAUUUGAAAUACAAGUAUGUAGCAAAAAUUAAUUCUUUGAAAAAUUCGAGUGACACUAUUACUCUGAGUCAUCACGACAUCAUAACUAAAGUCAAUGGCGAUACAAAUCAAGAUUCUUCAGGUGAAUCUAAUGAGGUGUUGGUUAUGGAGACGGAUACGGUUAAAACCACUCAGAAUAAAUCAUCUUUGAAGUUUACACCGGACAUGUUUUUUGCUGAGCUCCCAGGUAAUACAUGUACGGAAGAUAAAUCCGAGAUUCCUGCUGAGAGUGAUGGUGCAAAAUAAAUUGUUCUUUAAAUUAAUGUUCACUUUUUAUGCUUGAGUUUUUAAAAGUUUGUGUUGUUUUUUUUUCCCUUUCAAAGUUUAGGUGUUGUUUUUCUUUAAUAGUUUAAUAAAUUGGUUAUUUUUUGUA
Messenger RNA from Zophobas morio, 1924 nucleotides. RefSeq lists its product as uncharacterized. Bases 178 to 1797 code for a protein of 539 amino acids. Gene Ontology annotation, cellular component: nucleus. NCBI's taxonomy places the organism in Eukaryota, Metazoa, Arthropoda, Insecta, Coleoptera, Tenebrionidae. Gene Ontology annotation, molecular function: protein binding. The record is from RefSeq and is a predicted model, not a curated record. The transcript has 3 exons. Gene Ontology annotation, biological process: regulation of transcription by RNA polymerase II.